Molecule: messenger RNA, 2031 nt
Organism: Arctia plantaginis
Lineage: Eukaryota; Metazoa; Arthropoda; Insecta; Lepidoptera; Erebidae
Source: the annotation of a GenBank genome assembly
AUGGAGCCGCAAAGCGCCGCGCCCCCCGCGCCCGGCGCCCUACCCGUGCGCCCUCUCGUCAACCCCGACGAGUACGGCGAGGUGGACACCUCCAGGUACCCGGCGCCCAAGGAUGCCACAAACAAGGUGCGAGGGCGCAGCGACGUGCUGGAGCUGAUGUGCGGCGCGGGUGCCGUUGAUCCCGAGCUGCUCACGGUCAAGACCUUCUACUUCUUCUUUUAUUCGGCGUUUGGCUCACUGUUCCCGCUGAUGGGUGUCUACUUCAAGCAGAUGGGUAUGAACGCUGGCCAGUGUGGGCUGUUAAUUGGUACGCGGCCCUUCGUCGAGUUCCUUUCGGCCCCUUUCUGGGGUGGACUCGCUGAUCGCUGGCAGAAAGGACGCACUUUACUAUUGGCAUCGCUGGGUGCAUGGAUAGUGUUUACACUGCCGCUCAGCUGGGUGCAACCCGCUGCAGUGGCGUGCAUUCAGCCUCUCAACAGCACAGUAUAUAAUCUGACCGAAGCUCGCUACGACGAGGAAUGGGGUCCUACACCACGGUCUUUCCGUGGGCCCUCGGGGGCGGGAUCUCCAUUGCCAGUGAACGACGCACUCAACUACAAUGCAAAACUCAACGAGGACUGGGUAACCCCGCUGCACUCCUUUAUCGUCUACCGCACGCCUGAUAUACAAAAGACAUUCUUUUUGCUGCUGCUGCUGGUCGUCAUCGGCGAGUUUUUUAGCGCACCUGCCAUUACGCUCGCUGACUCCGCUGUCAUCACGCUUCUGGGCGAGGACGCUGACAGAUAUGGGCAUCAGAGGAUGUUUGGUUCGUUGGGUUGGGGGCUGGCAAUGUUCUUUGUCGGUAUAGCACUAGACCACAGCACGGCUUUCAGCUCUCACCCAUGCGGAGGCCCACAACGCUUUGAGAAGAACUAUACAAUAUGUUUCGCUACCUUCUCCGUGCUAAUGGGCGCUGCCCUAAUCACAGCCACGCAGAUCCGGUUCAAAUAUGAAUUCGCUCCGGUGGAGGUAGCAGCACCGGCCCCACCCGCUGAGCCGACGCAUGAAGAAAAGCUGCAGCAGCAGCUGGCUGAGCAAUUGCAACUUCCCGGUCUCGAUACCGGGGCCCCGUCACGCCCCGCAGCUCCACCUCUUGAGCACGCCAAGGUGUUUGCACAAACCACGCGCGAGAUGCCCGAGUGGGUCACCGUCCUACGGCAGUUUCAAAAUAUGAAAGCAGCCUCGUUCUUAUUCGUUGCCUGGUUUAUGGGUUUCGGUAUCGGUCUCAUCUUCACUUUUCUCUUCUGGCACCUGCAGGACAUCGGUGGCUCCCCGACCUUGUUCGGCGUGGCGUCUGUUAUUAAUCACAUCUCAGAAAUCUUCGCUUACUUCUUCAGUUUUAAACUAAUAACGCAAAUGGGACAUGUCAAGGUGCUGUGCCUAGGGCUGGCAGGCAACGUGCUGCGCUUUCUGUACAUCGCAUGGCUCAGUGACCCGUGGUGGGUGCUGCCGUUCGAGUUCGUGCAGGGCGUUACACACGCGGCGGUGUGGGCAGCCUGCUGCUCGUACAUCGCGCACGGCGCGCCUCCCGGUCUGCGCUCCUCCGCACAGGGCGUGCUGCAAGGUCUCCACCACGGACUGGGGCGGGGCUGCGGAGCGGUGUUAGGAGGCAUAGCCGUAGCCAAGUGGGGCACCACGCGCACCUUCGCCGGCUACGGCCUGCUGUGCACCGUAGUACUAGCUGCAUUUGCAUUCGUGAACUUCCGCGGCGGCGAUACCGACGGUACAGCAGGUGCGGGUGGACCCGGAGUCGACGAAGAGGCGCGCGCCGUGGCCGAGGCCGGUGUGCUAGCGCCGCACGGCGUGCCCUCCAACCCGCUGCCGCGAGCGCUCUCCUCCACGCGCCUCGCCGAUCUCGCACAUCACGACUCGUACGGCGCAACUCAGAGCUACAGCGGUGCGAGCGAGCUGAACGUACCGGGACAGGCGCCCGCUCCUCGCCCCAGCAACCCAUUUCUGGCGGAGCAGUCGGCGGGUCCCGCCUACAGAUAA